Tarenaya hassleriana is the source of this 1078-nucleotide messenger RNA. Its product is annotated as 31 kDa ribonucleoprotein, chloroplastic-like. Gene Ontology annotation, cellular component: cytosol. Gene Ontology annotation, molecular function: mRNA binding. Lineage: Eukaryota; Viridiplantae; Streptophyta; Magnoliopsida; Brassicales; Cleomaceae. The record is from RefSeq and is a predicted model, not a curated record. The transcript has 4 exons. Bases 30 to 881 code for a protein of 283 amino acids.
AUUUUUUUUCUUUCUUUUCUGGUUCGAUAAUGGCGGCUUCCUGCAUAGCCAUUCCCUUAUCUUCUUCUUCUUCUUCUAAUGCCAUUCUCAAAUCCAAGACCCUAAUAUCUUCCUCAUCAGAAAUCCUAAAAAUCCAGGUCCCUUGUUCCAUUUCCUUUCGCCUCUUCGCUCCUUCUCUCCCGUUGGUAGCUAAAAAUCAGCAGACGAAGGUUUCCUCUUCGAAUUUCUCAGUUUUGAAUGAGGAAGCGGUUGAAGGAGAAGAGAUCGAUGGGGAAAGCGUCGUAUCCGAUGGAGAGGCGGAGAAGAAGAAAGAGAGGCCGUGCGAGUUGUACGUGUGUAAUCUUCCGAGAAGCUACGACAUUCCUCAGCUUCUCGAGAUGUUCCAACCGUACGGAACUGUAAUCUCCAUUGAGGUUUCACGAAAUCCUGAGACGGGAGAGAGCCGAGGAAGCGGUUAUGUCACGAUGAGUUCUGUAUACUCUGCAAAGAUCGCCAUUGCUGCCCUUGAUGGAUCAGAGGUUGGCGGGCGGGAAAUGCGUGUGAGAUUUUCUGUUGAGAUGAACCCUGGGGCCAGAAGAAACCCAGCAGGGUUGAAUUCAACUCCAAAGAAGAUUCUGAUAUAUGAAAGCCAAUACAAGAUUUAUGUCGGAAAUCUCCCCUGGGCCACUAAACCUGGAGACCUGAGAAACCACUUCAGCAGGUUUGGGACCAUAGUUAGUGUGAGAGUACUGCAUGAUCGAAAGGUGGGCAAGAAUCGAGUCUUUGCAUUUCUCUCUUACUCAAAGCCCGAAGAACGUGAUGCUGCAAUAUCGCUAACUGGAACAGAAUUUCAAGGUCGGAGAAUAGUUGUGAGAGAAGGGAUCGAGAGGGAUGAGUCAUAAACCAACACACUUUUCUACCUUUUGAGUGUUCAGAAGCUGAGCAAGUGUUGUUGCAACAACCAGAGUGUUGGCCGGAUUUUCAAGCUGAAGAACACAAGUCCAUACCGGCUUGGCCUCUUGGCGAUGAAACUGUGUACAAUUCCAUUGAAUUCCAGGAUUCUUUCCUCAUUUUCUCAAGUAAGCAAGCUUAUUAUACA